This is a messenger RNA of Rotaria socialis, 261 nucleotides long. The record is from the annotation of a GenBank genome assembly. NCBI's taxonomy places the organism in Eukaryota, Metazoa, Rotifera, Eurotatoria, Philodinida, Philodinidae.
AUGAAUCUUCAUUUCAGCUUUUUCGUAAUACUGUUCGUCGACGGACAAAAUUCUAAUAAAGAAUUAAAAUGUUCGCCUAAAAAUCGUCAAAAACUUCAUAUCCGGGGUACAAUAAGUGUGAGGGGUGUAUUAACCUGUCACACGUUUCGAUGCAAUCUCGAUGGUCCAUAUUAUGUUAGUAUUCUUGACGAUUAUCUUCUUCCGGCUGCUAGACACCAAUUUGGUCAACACUGGCGCUUACAGCAGGACAAUGGUCCUUAA